This is a messenger RNA of Phyllostomus discolor (pale spear-nosed bat), 1689 nucleotides long. Its product is annotated as cytochrome c oxidase assembly protein COX11, mitochondrial. Gene Ontology annotation, cellular component: mitochondrial inner membrane. NCBI's taxonomy places the organism in Eukaryota, Metazoa, Chordata, Mammalia, Chiroptera, Phyllostomidae. The transcript is spliced from 4 exons. The coding region runs from base 54 to 911 and encodes 285 amino acids. The record is from RefSeq and is a predicted model, not a curated record. Gene Ontology annotation, molecular function: copper ion binding.
GCCUCGCGAGAUCUUACCUCGUGCGUUACAGGCGCGCGUUCUUUCCGGGCGCUAUGGGAGGGCUCUGGCGUCCGGCUUGGAGAGGCUUUGCAUUUUGUGGCUGGCGCCGGAGUCCUGCUGGGCGUCCGACCAGCUUUGCCGGGGUAGAGCAGUGUCUCAAGCCAGGGAGGAGUGGGACAGAAGGUGCUGAGAGGGGACUGAGGCAGCUCGGAACAUGGAGGCGCCCAAGCCUGACCCGAGACUUGGUGGUGCAGCCGCCCCGGCGGCCGAAGAGCUCGAACCCUUACACGCGCGCUCAGGAGGAGGAAUGGCGGCGGCGGAACAAGACCGUCCUCACGUACGUGGCCGCGACCGCCGUGGGCAUGCUGGGGGCGUCCUACGCCGCCGUACCCCUGUAUCGGCUCUAUUGCCAGACAACGGGACUUGGAGGGUCAGUCACAGCAGGUCAUGGGUCAGACCAGAUUGAAAACAUGGUGCCCGUCAAGGAUCGUAUCAUUAAAGUCACCUUCAAUGCAGACGUGCAUGCGAGUCUCCAGUGGAACUUUAGGCCUCAGCAAACGGAAAUAUAUGUAGUGCCUGGAGAGACUGCACUGGCGUUUUAUAAAGCUAAGAACCCUACUGACAAACCAGUAAUUGGGAUUUCUACAUACAACGUUGUACCAUUUGAAGCUGGACAGUAUUUCAAUAAAAUACAGUGCUUCUGUUUCGAAGAACAACGGCUUAAUCCACAAGAAGAAGUAGAUAUGCCAGUGUUUUUCUACAUCGAUCCUGAAUUUGCUGAGGAUCCAAGAAUGGUGAACGUUGAUCUCAUCACUCUUUCUUACACAUUUUUUGAAGCGAAGGAGGGUCACACGUUGCCACUUCCAGGCUAUAAUGGAAGUCAGCAACUAAGUCCUGCUUCAAGUUUGUGAUUUUUGAAAAAUCAUGUAUCUUGUCUUCUCAGAAGAGAAACAUUCUACAAUAAUAUAUUCCAUGAUACUUUAUGCUAUUUUAAAUAUGUAGUGAUUUUUUUCCCUGACAGAUUUGCCCUACUUAAAAUAGAGAACAGGUUCAUCUUUUUAUCAUAAGGAAUCCACAUGCCUAGUUAGAAUGUAUGACUGUUCAAAACCAUAUUUCGUUAAGCAGUAUUAAAAAGAAACUGCUUUGUUUCAUGAAUAUGUAGGCAUGGACUUGAUGGUUCAGCUUAAUUCAUUGGUCCCCUUCCAAAUGAUUAGAACUUCAUACUUGUUAGCAAUAAUUUUUUUAAUGCCUAGUGUUGUCUGAGGCUGUAGGUCAGAACUUCUGACUGUAUCUCUAAAACAGUUGGUUCCUACUUUCCCCCCCAUUGUACAUAGUCACUAUUUUAAAAAGUCAAAAUGGAAGAGGAAUCAUUAAGUCCUAACGGUUUGUCCAAAGAUUAUAUUUUGAUUUCAGAUGCGACUGUUUUUCCUUUAAGAUCUAGGGCAAUAUACAUUCAAAGUACUGAAUAAUUUGAAAUUUUGGUAUCAUGAAAAUGCAAAUACCUAUUAGGCUUCUAAUAUUUCAUGUGAUAGUUCCGAGUCCCCUAAUGCUGAAAUGUAAGUGUGGGAAACGUGGAGAUUCCUGACAUCAGAAGUUCCGUAAUGAACAAACUCUGUAAAAAGAUGUAUUAAUUUGUUUUAAUAGUAAUUUUUCAUUGUAAUUUAUGACAUAAAUGAAUGUAUAAUUUAU